UUAAUCGGUACAUUCAACUUAAUAAGUGAUAUUAAUUUCCCGGUGAUCAGUAUGUUUACAUUACUAAACGGGCAUACAUAAUACCAGUGUUUUUUCGAGUUGUUUACUCAUAUAUUUCGCCGCAAACAUGUGACAAUCGUGUGUGUUUUAUGAUCUCACAUCUGAGUGAGCACCGUGACUUCUUAGUGCAGUACUGAGUAGUAUCCGUCCCUCUUCUGUGUGUUUGUGUGACGUCACGCCGAUGAACAAAAGCGACGAGCGGCAACCCUUGCUGAGGGCGGACCAGGCAGACGCCGGAAGUUCCGUGGCGACUCGCUACGGACAUGCCUUUCACAAUCAUGAUGAUGUCGUUGUUGGAAACAGCGAAUAUGUGUCCGCUAACGGCUCCCUGGCAACCGAAAGAGUCCAGGAACCGACACCGACCACAGCGGUGUUCAAGCGGCGCUGGUACAUCAUUUUCGUUUUCAGUCUAGGAAACUUCAUACAGGCUAUGGCCUGGAACACGUGGGGCCCUAUCACGGAGUCGGCGGAAGUGACGUUUGACUGGCAGGACAGCAACAUCGGCAUGCUGGCUAACUACGGCAACAUCGCCUUCAUGGUCACCGUGAUACCCAUGUGCUACUUCAUGGAUGUGAAAGGCUUGCGUAUCUCCCUCAUUAUCUGCGGCUUCCUGCUGGCGCUGGGCUGCGGUAUCCGCUGUAUUACCAUGGAGCCCGCCGCUAUGACAUGGCUGUCGAAUGGCGGCGCGCUCCUGAUCGGGUUCGGCGGGUCAGUUCCGUUCGCCGGCCCCGCCAAGCUGUCGGCGGUCUGGUUUCCACCCAAUCAGCGGACGACAGCGACGUCCAUCGCGUCUUUCUCCAACUAUUUAGGCAUCGCCAUGGCCUUCAUCAUAGGUCCAGCGAUGGUUCAGAGUCCUCGGUAUGGCACACACAACGGGACCGUCAUCACCAGCACCUUACAAUCGAGUUUCGAUGUUAUGUUUUACGGAAAGAAUGCCUCGAAUACAUCCAACACAGAUGUGGUCAAUGCAAAUGAGGUCAAUACUGAUAUUCGCCAUUUGAUGUAUCUCCACGCAGCCCUGGCCGGCCUGUUCUUCCUGCUGGUGCUGGUCUACUUCCCGGACAAACCGCCCAUACCCCCCAGCCCCACCGCGGCUAUGGAGCGCACAGAGUGGCUCAAGGGACUGCGCCACCUUGUAACGAACAAAGCGCUAUGGCUGGUGGUCAGUGCAGGCGCCAUCUCCGCAGGGGUCCAAGGAGUCUGGAUCUCUGUGCUCGACGUCAACCUAAAACCGCACGGCAUCUCGCAGCACACUGCUGGCUACAUGGGUUUCUGGCAGACCAUGGCGGGAUGUACUGCCGGUCUUCUUAUCGCCAAAUUUUCUGACCUGUUCAUGCGUCAUAUGAAGAUGUUUUUGAUCGUGCUGUUUAUUGGUGCAAUAUUGGCUGUAGUCUGGUUCACCGCCAUGUGUGAGCAGUACAUCCCUUUUAACAUACCCUGUCUGUACGCAGCCUGCGUACUGAUAGGAGUGUUCAUCAAUGGUGGGAUCCCACUGUUCUACGAGAUCUCGUGCGAGGCCAGCUAUCCUGUUGCUGAGGGGGUCACUGGAGGGCUGAUGACCUUUGUCAACAACCUUGUCGGCAUUGGCUUCCUCUUCAUCAUGCUCAUCAAGAACAUAGGUACAUCGUGGAUGAACUGGGCCCUGCUGGGCUCUACGCUAGUGGCUCUACCUCUGCUCUUCUUGUUUCCCGAACGAUACCGCCGUACAGACCUUGAUAUCACUAUCAAGAUACCACCGCCUGCUGCUAACGUACAGACGUCCGUCACGUUAUCUAAUGGCAAGUAACGGACCUAACGUGAUCUGUCCGAGUCACUGAAAAUAGCAGUACACUGCAACGGCAUUCAAUCUCUCAUAAAGCGGGACUGUUCUUUGUUAACAUCGAAGCUCUCAAAGGAUAUUAAUUGAAGUGCUAUUAAAUCUUGUAUUGUAUUUAUUAUAGUAUAAAUACAAUAAGCGGUGAGUUUUUUUCUGCAAUAUAUUUGUUUUGUUUUGAGGGUCUUAAAGACCAUGCUUGCUUGUUUCCAUAUUGACCAAUAGAUUCUAUGGAACUUUGCAAUAAAUAGUGUAGUCACCAUUGACUAAGAGAUUAUAUGGAACUGAACAUAAAUAUUGUAGUCAUUAUUGACCAAUAGAUUCUAUGGAAAUGUGCAAUAAAUAUUGUAGUCACCAUUGACAAAUAUAUUUUAUGGAACUGUGCAAUAAAUUAAAUAUUGUAGUCACCAUUGACCAAGGCAUUAUAUCGAAAAGUGCAAUAAAUCUUGUAGUCACCAUUGACCAAUGGAUUAUAUUGAUCUUUGCAAUAAAUAUUGUAGUCAAAAUUGACCAAUAGAUACUAGGGAACUGUGCAAUAAAUAUUGUAGUCACCAGUGAACAAUAGAUUCUAUGGAACUGUGCAAUAAAUAUUGUAGUCACCAUUGAAAAAUAGAUUCUAUGGAACUGUGCAAUAAAUAUUGUAGUCACCAUUGAACAAUAGAUUCUUUGGAACUGUGCAAUAAAUAUUGUAGUCACUGUUGACCAAUAGAUUCAUUAAUAUUGUAGUCCAUUUAUAGUGUAACCAUCAGUAGUAAUGGUCUAUCGUGCUCAUUGAUACACAUGUUUGCAUUUUUAUGGUCAUAUAAUAUUUUUCAUAUGUUUCUGUAUUAUAAUUUAAUUGACAUAAAACCUAAAUUGUAAAGCAUUGAUUGUUCGAAGUGUAACUAGUUUAAAAACAAAUAUUUACAACCAGAUUACUCUAUUUUAUUGUUUCGUUAAUAUAUAACAAAUGUUAAAAUUUCUUGUUCAAAUAAAUUAUGUGCUUUAUUGUU
Dreissena polymorpha is the source of this 2865-nucleotide messenger RNA. Its product is annotated as solute carrier family 49 member 4 homolog. Bases 242 to 1846 code for a protein of 534 amino acids. NCBI's taxonomy places the organism in Eukaryota, Metazoa, Mollusca, Bivalvia, Myida, Dreissenidae. The record is from RefSeq and is a predicted model, not a curated record. The transcript is spliced from 14 exons. Gene Ontology annotation, molecular function: transmembrane transporter activity. Gene Ontology annotation, cellular component: membrane; intracellular membrane-bounded organelle. Gene Ontology annotation, biological process: transmembrane transport.